GUGGUAUUUUUAUAUGUUGAUCAUUUCACCGAGCUCUGUCUUCUAUGCUCUUCUUGACUUUUCCGUAUUCUCUCUUGAACUAAGAUUAAAGAUCCAAAGAAGUUAGCAAGAAAAAAUGAGCACUCAAGGAGAAAUGGAGGAGAGGCUACUACGUGUAGGAUCAGACCCUAAGGGUCAGAGCAACAGUAUAGAGAGUCUCUACUUAAGAGCAAAGGUUUGGAGCGAAGUAAGGAAGAUGUGGAGAAUAGCAUUACCUUCCUCUUUAUUCCGAAUGACUUCGUUUGGUAGCAUCAUUGUGGCUCAAGCCUUCAUUGGUCACUCCUCCGAGUUGGGUCUAGCUGCUUACGCUCUCCUUCAAAGCACAUUCAUUCGCUUUCUUUACGGUUUAACGGGUGGUAUGUCAAGUGCAACGGAGACUUUAUGUGGGCAAGCAUACGGUGCAGAGCAGUACCACACAAUGGGGAUAUAUCUACAACGUUCAUGGAUUGUGGACAUAGCCGUGACAACUUUGUUCCUACCGUUUAUCAUAUUCGCUGGCCCUAUUCUCCGUUUACUAGGCCAAAAUGUUGCGAUAACAAGGACCGUUGAUGAGAUAUAUCCUUGGAUGAUUCCUUAUGUCUAUAGCUUGAUCUUCACUAUGACUAUGCAAAUGUAUCUCCAAGCACAAAUGAAGAACGCUAUUGUAGGCGUUCUCUCGACCUUGUCCUUGGCUCUUGAUCUCUUGGUUACGUGGUGGUGUGUGAGUUUUAUGGGGAUGGGGAUUGGUGGUGCGCUUCUCGGGCUUAAUGUGAGCUCGUGGGCUUUGGUGUUAGCUGAGUUUGUGUAUGUUUUUGGUGGGUGGUGUCCGUUCACUUGGACUGGUUUUAGCACUGCGGCUUUUGUUGACCUUGUUCCUAUGCUCAAGCUCUCCAUUUCUUCAGGCUUCAUGAUCUGCUUAGAGUAUUGGUACCUAAGCAUCCUUGUCUUAAUGGCUGGUUAUACAAAAGAUGCUAAUACAGCAAUCUCUGCUUUCUCAAUAUGCCAAUACAUAUAUACAUGGGAACUCAACAUAUGCCUAGGCUUCUUGGGUGCAGCUUGCGUCCGAGUGGCUAACGAGUUGGGGAAAGGAGAUGCAGCUGCAGUGAGAUUCUCUAUUAGAGUGAUACUCACGGUAUCAACAAUCAUGGGAGUUAUAUUCUCUGUUUUAUGUUUAGCAUUUUGUGGUCAGAUAUCGUAUUUGUUCACCGAUAGCAAAGAGGUUUCGAAAGCAGUGGAUGAUCUAUCGAUGAUCCUUGCUGUAUCAAUCUUACUCAACAGCAUUCAACCUAUACUCUCAGGUGUAGCCGUAGGAGCAGGGAUGCAGAGUAUAGUUGCAGUUGUGAACUUAGUUUCAUAUUAUGCAGUUGGUAUUCCUUUUGGUCUCAUCCUUACUUAUGUUUUCCAUCUUGGUGUUAAGGGACUAUGGUCUGGAAUGUUGGCUGGUAUUGCGAUCCAAACAGCAAUACUGUGUUAUAUCAUUUACAGAACUGACUGGGAGUUAGAGGUUAAAAAGACCAGUGAACGUAUAAAAGCGUGGAGCCUGAAGCCAUCUCAUGAAGACUCGAAUCCUAUAAUAGAAGAUGAGAGGAAGUGA
This is a messenger RNA of Eruca vesicaria subsp. sativa (arugula), 1612 nucleotides long. The record is from the annotation of a GenBank genome assembly. Lineage: Eukaryota; Viridiplantae; Streptophyta; Magnoliopsida; Brassicales; Brassicaceae.